AUGACUCCCGGUUCCCAGCUCCCCGAAAUCUCGAAACCCGUAGGAAACUACUCUCUGGGGAGAUUAAUUGGCAAGGGCUCUUUUGGAAAAGUGUAUCUCGCGACUCACAAGCUCACCAAUGGCUCCAAGGUUGUUCUCAAGUCCUCUAGCAAGGAGGAUACCAACCUCGCGCGUGAGAUUCACCACCACCGCCAAUUCCUCCACCCUCACAUUGCCCGUCUCUACGAGGUUGUCGUCACAGAAGAGUUAGUCUGGCUUGUGUUGGAAUUCUGUCCUGGCGACGAACUCUAUAAUUACCUUCUCCGCCAUGGCCCGCUGCCCGUCGACAAAGUAAAACGGAUCUUUACCCAGCUGGUUGGCGCAGUGGCGUAUGUCCAUAGCAAGUCGUGUGUUCAUCGGGAUCUCAAACUGGAGAAUAUUCUGCUGGAUAAGCACGAGAACGUCAAACUGUGUGAUUUUGGAUUCACACGCGAGUAUGAAGGAAAGGCCAGCUACCUGCAGACUUUCUGCGGGACCGUCUGUUACAGUGCUCCGGAGAUGCUGAAAGGAGAGAAAUAUGCUGGUGAAAAGGUCGACGUAUGGAGCUUGGGCAUCAUCCUUUAUGCGCUAUUGGCGGGCGAACUACCAUACGACGACGACGACGAUCAAGUCACUAAGAAACGCAUUCUCACGGAGGAUCCCAUCUACAACGACAAGUUCACGGAUGAGGCAAAGGCCUUGGUCAACCUUCUCCUUUCGAAGCGGCCGUUGAUCCGACCGAGCUUAGAAGACAUCCUCUCGCAUCCUUUCCUCUCUGAACACGCCCCCGAGCAGCUCGCUAUUCUCAAAAUCCCUCAGCCUUCUCCAUUUACCACACCUCUGGAGAAAACGACCCUACAGCGAAUGAAGAGCGCAGGAGUCAACAUUGACGAGGUUAUUGAGAACGUCCUGGCGCAGCGAUGUGACCCCUUGGCUGGGUGGUGGGCCCUGCUGAUUGAGAAAGAGCAACGGAAAGAGAAAAAGCGGGAGAAAAAAAGACAGCAACGAGAGGUGGAAGCGAAAAACUUGCGCCGUCUUAGCGCCGCAAGCAGUCGCCUAGAAAAGCUGUCAGCCGCUCUGGUUGAGGUAGAUGAGGAGGGGCAUGCCAACUCAGAUAGCCAGCUCCACGAGCGUGGACGCCGAGACAGGCGAAGCCUUCCAUCUCAACUUGCAGUCCCCGAGCUACCCUCGCUACCGGAGCCUCUACCUGUACGCGCGCCAGAAGUGACAACUCCGCGGUCGGUCGACAAGGAAUCGAUACGUUCCAACUCAACAAUGCGCCGUCGUCCUAUUCCCCCGCCAAAGGACAAGAGACGAUCCUCCCGACCCAGCAUGCUACAUGUCAGUGCAUCGCAGCCGGAAUUGACGCAGCACCAUGGUAUCUUCCGACGCCGUACCAAUAGGCGCCAUCAUCCGAUCAUCAGCCAGCUCGCACAGUUGAAACAUUGGUUUGCCGAAACCGCCAAACGCGCUCGCUCUCCCGGUUCCAAAUCGUCCGGAUCCCGCAAAUUCCUGUCAGAGAAAUUCAGUCCUGCGAAAAGUCAAGAUACUGGAAAGAAAGCCUCCUCCCCUUUGUCCGCGACUAAUAUACAACCCGAAGAAAUUGUAACGCCUACACAAAACAAACGAAUCUCUGCGGGGAGUAGCUUGGCUCCUAGCAGUGCGUCUUAUCGUCAGAAUCGGCACUCAUAUCCUCGUCAGCCACGUCCCUUAAAUACCGGCCACUCCAGCAUUCGCAGCAAUCGCAGCAAUCGCAACUCGCUGUCACCUUCGCCAAUUACUCCUCGCGGCUCGUACCGGCGAUCUUCGGCUGGACUGCGUGGACGGAAGUCUACAUCUUCCUCUGUAUCCUCGAUACGCAGCAUUCAUCACACCCGAGCUCAUUCCAAAGCGUCCUCGAUCUCAUCGAACAGCAUGGAUACCGUCGCAACACCAACCGCCAGAAUUUCCAAGUCUCCCCACAGUUCCAUCAAGGUUCUUCCCACCACGCCAGGCUCAUCGGCCCGCUUCCCCAGCAACAUUCGGCUUGUUCGUGGAACUGGGGGCGCUCCUAGAGAAGUUGUCAAUACUGGCGAAAUGUCGUCUGCGUUCAAUGAGGCUGCGCCUUCUACGCUACUGUACUCGCCUUCUUCAAGCUUGGUCUUCGCCCGGCGCAAGCGAUCCGCUUUCAAGGGACCGAUGAUUCACACAUCCAACCUCAUGGUGUCCUCCGGCAUGGUUCAUUCACCUGUUCCUGGCCAGCCAGUCGAAGGCAGUGAAUCUAUCCCUCCUAUUGGACGACCGGCAGCACGAAAGAGCCAAAUUAUCGAAGAGGAGGAAGAUGAUGGCUUCGAGGAUGAAAUUGAAGAGGUCGAGGAGUUCGAAGGAGAAGAAGAGGAGGAGGAAGAAGGUCGGGCUGAACACGGCGAUACUCUCCAGGAGAGUAGCCAGUCUAUCAAAGAGACUGCCGAAGCCACAGAGCCCAGUUCCCCUGCGUCAACCCACAAGAACGUCGUCGAGCCCGCGGCCGAAGUAGAAACUAGUCCGCCACGGCCCCCGCGCUCCUCGUCACUGCGCUCUCCCCCGCCUGAAACAGCCGCAGCAGUCGCAGCAGUCAUCGCCAACGAAACCGCCAACGACGACGCUGAAGCAUCUGCCAGCCAAAGUGCCGAGGUAAAUGCAACUGAUGACGCGGCUGCUACUAGUAAGCCUGUUACUUCCUCUGGUUAA
Messenger RNA from Penicillium waksmanii, 2727 nucleotides. Its product is annotated as non-specific serine/threonine protein kinase. The transcript is spliced from 4 exons. Gene Ontology annotation, biological process: protein phosphorylation. The coding region runs from base 1 to 2727 and encodes 908 amino acids. Lineage: Eukaryota; Fungi; Ascomycota; Eurotiomycetes; Eurotiales; Aspergillaceae. Gene Ontology annotation, molecular function: ATP binding; protein kinase activity. The record is from RefSeq and is a predicted model, not a curated record.